AUGCCACCCAAAAAUUCAGGAGAUGAUUCCAAUGGUGAACCCAACCAAGGAAAAGGACCCCAGAAAGGCAGUGACAGAGUGCUUCGUAGUCAGAACUCAAAGGGAGAUGCAACACAGGGUCUGCCACCAGUCCAAAGCGACGAAACUUUAGCAAAGGAAAAGGGUACGGCAUCUGGGGAUGACAGGGGUGAAUUUUCGCGUCCGCGGGAGAGCGUGAACCAGUCAUUGGAAGCCCAAAAACAGCAAUUAAUAUCGAGGCUAAGAGAUGCGGAAAAGGCUGCCCAGAUACCCAGUUUCGAAGAACAUCUCCGCGAUCAAGCUCUGGCUAAAGACUUGAAUGAAGACGAUCGGGAUGCAGUUGUUGCUAAAGCUAACGCAGCGGUUGGGGGCAGCAGAAAAUUCAGCGCUACUGUACGCCGGAAUGCUCAUGUGCGGAGACGCGUCGCAACUUCAUUGUAUGAGGACUUCUUGUAUUAUCAAACGCCCGAAUACCGCAAUCAGUAUAGGGAGCAUAUCGAUGAGAAGAAAGGUGAAAAGAAAAGGUCCAUGAGAAAGGGACAACCGCCUGGACUCCUUACAGAGGAUUAUACUUACGACAAGCUGCUGCGCCCCAUCAUUGAUUCAUUCGAACGGGAUGGAGUCGGUACGACAGAAGAGAUAGAUUACAAGAGUAUGGGUUCCGAAAUGUUGCACGUAAGACUGCCAAGGGCGAGAAGGUUCGCAGUAGGAAUAGGUAGGCCUAGGAAUCCGCCCCUCUUGCCACCCAUAAAUCUGCAUUUGGAUCUUGAGGCUAUUGAGAAAAGAAGAAGGGAAAUAGAAGAUAAAAAUCAAGAUCAGUCUGGAACGGACGCUUCCCAUUCUGAGCGGCGAGUACGACAAUCAGAGCUCGUACCACGUCUGCCAACAGCCAAAGAUCUGAAGAGGACUCGAUUAGAGAGUGGUUUAUUCAUCGCAGCUGGAGAAACAUCAUUCGACUGGGAGACUUCUUAUGAUCGUAAGGAGCAAAAUGACGACGACGACAUGAACAAGAUGUCAGACGAGGAUUUCGAAUCUGGUGACGAAGACUCGAGUGAAGACGAAAACGACUUGUUCGCGAUCAGCUACCGCGAAUGUAGUAGCCUAGAAGACUGUCCGUGCGGUGGCAAAGAUAAGAAAAGCAUAGUUCAAAGCGCUAAGAAGAAUGCAGAGCUAUAUGAGUGUGCAAAGGAAUGUGACAAGAAGAAUGCACCUGAUGCUGUUCAUAAGUACAUUGUUAUGAAGAAGAAAACCGCGAAACUUUUCAUGACUGCACCGAAGGUUGAUGAUAACUUAGACAAGUGGAAAGCUGAGAUCAAGCCCAUGAUUGAGAAGCAGAAUACAUCAGGAGAGGAGUCUGAGGAGGAGCAAGAGAACAUUAUAGAGAACGUCGGCGAAGAUGAAACAGACUCUGAUCAGAAUCAUGAACAAGGCGAUUCCAGAGAGGAUCUGAUGGGCGGUGUGGAAGGAGAGUCCACCAUAUCGACAGAGGACCGUACGACCAACUCUAAGAUCUCUGCAUUCCCUCCCUCUUCCAACACCUCACAAACGCCCAGAUCUGGAAGAAAGACCACCAGAGCUGCAAAGGCCAAACCGCCAAGGCGGUCACAUCAUAACAGCAAUAAGUAG
Alternaria atra is the source of this 1644-nucleotide messenger RNA. RefSeq lists its product as uncharacterized. The coding region runs from base 1 to 1644 and encodes 547 amino acids. The record is from RefSeq and is a predicted model, not a curated record. The transcript is spliced from 2 exons. Lineage: Eukaryota; Fungi; Ascomycota; Dothideomycetes; Pleosporales; Pleosporaceae.